This is a messenger RNA of Pteronotus mesoamericanus, 1074 nucleotides long. RefSeq names its product H6 family homeobox 3 (gene HMX3). Gene Ontology annotation, molecular function: RNA polymerase II transcription regulatory region sequence-specific DNA binding; DNA-binding transcription factor activity, RNA polymerase II-specific. The coding region runs from base 1 to 1074 and encodes 357 amino acids. The transcript has 2 exons. Gene Ontology annotation, biological process: regulation of transcription by RNA polymerase II. Gene Ontology annotation, cellular component: nucleus. The record is from RefSeq and is a predicted model, not a curated record. Lineage: Eukaryota; Metazoa; Chordata; Mammalia; Chiroptera; Mormoopidae.
AUGCCAGAGCCCGGGCCGGACGCCCCCGGCACGGCUAGUGCGCAGCCCCCGCCGCCGCCGCCCCCGCCUCCCGCGCCCAAGGAGUCCCCGUUCUCCAUCAAGAACCUGCUCAACGGAGACCACCACCGGCCGCCCCCUAAGCCGCAGCCACCCCCACGGACGCUCUUCGCUCCGGCCUCGGCCGCCGCCGCUGCCGCCGCCGCCGCCGCUGCGGCCAAAGGGGCCCUGGAGGGCGCCGCAGGCUUCGCGCUCUCGCAGGUGGGCGACUUGGCUUUCCCCCGCUUUGAGAUCCCGGCGCAGAGGUUUGCCCUGCCCGCGCACUACCUGGAGCGCUCCCCGGCCUGGUGGUACCCCUACACCCUGACCCCCGCCGGUGGCCACCUCCCGCGACCUGAAGCACCGGAGAAGACCCUCCUGCGAGACUCCUCCCCCGCCUCCGGCACUGACCGCGACUCCCCCGAGCCAUUGCUCAAGGCCGACCCCGAUCACAAGGAGCUGGACUCCAAGAGCCCCGACGAGAUCAUUCUAGAGGAGAGCGACUCGGAGGAAGGCAAGAAGGAGGGCGAGGCGGCGCCUGGCCCGGCCGGGGCGGGCGUAGGAGCGGCGGCGGCGGCGGCGGCGGGCGCCGAGGACUGGAAGAAGGGCGCCGAGAGCCCUGAGAAGAAGCCUGCCUGUCGCAAGAAGAAGACGCGCACGGUCUUCUCGCGGAGCCAGGUCUUCCAGCUGGAGUCCACCUUCGACAUGAAGCGCUACCUGAGCAGCUCGGAGCGCGCGGGCCUGGCCGCCUCGCUGCACCUCACGGAGACGCAGGUCAAGAUCUGGUUCCAGAACCGCCGCAACAAGUGGAAGCGGCAGCUGGCGGCCGAGCUGGAGGCGGCCAACCUGAGCCACGCGGCGGCGCAGCGCAUUGUGCGGGUGCCCAUCCUCUACCACGAGAACUCGGCGGCUGAGGGUGCGGCCGCCGCGGCCGCGGGGGCCCCGGUGCCCGUCAGCCAGCCGCUGCUCACUUUCCCGCACCCGGUCUACUACUCGCACCCGGUGGUCUCGUCCGUGCCGCUGCUACGGCCCGUCUGA